This is a messenger RNA of Dendrobium catenatum, 1013 nucleotides long. Its product is annotated as tyrosine-protein phosphatase DSP1. The transcript is spliced from 5 exons. Gene Ontology annotation, biological process: protein dephosphorylation. The record is from RefSeq and is a predicted model, not a curated record. The coding region runs from base 218 to 802 and encodes 194 amino acids. Gene Ontology annotation, molecular function: phosphatase activity. Gene Ontology annotation, cellular component: cytoplasm. NCBI's taxonomy places the organism in Eukaryota, Viridiplantae, Streptophyta, Magnoliopsida, Asparagales, Orchidaceae.
GUUCCUUCCGCCUUUGUCUUAAACCUAACUUGUCGAUCUCUAUAUAAGAGUUGACGAUGUUUGGCUACUGCAGCAAGAAAUCAGAAAGACGUUACUUUCGCACUUCUUCUGGAAAUCAUCCUCCAUGCAAUUCUUAUAUCUGCCAUCUCUAUAUAAUUACUUUCUCAAUCGCUAUGUCAUGAUAUUAUAGCGAAUAAAUCUUUUGAAGUCCACUGAAAUGGGACAGCCGCCGGGGAGAACUGCAGAAUUUGAGGAGUUUGCCGUCCUUGUUGGCGCCGGGGAGGAUGAAGAGGAGCCGCUUCUUCCACCGCUCAACUUCGCUGUGGUGGAAACCGGCGUUUUCCGUUCGGGGUUUCCGGAACCUGCUAAUUUUAAUUUCCUCCAAACUCUACGGCUUCGCUCUGUCGUGUAUUUGUGCCCGGAGGAAUACCCGAAGGCUAACAUGGAGUUUUUAAAUGUCAAUGGGAUUAGGCUCUUCCAUUUCGGAAUUGAGGGGCACAAGGAACCAUUUGUUAACAUACCAGAAGAGAUCAUCCGUGAGGCUCUCAAAGUUGUUCUGGACAUUCGAAAUCACCCGCUGCUUAUCCAUUGUAAAAGAGGAAAGCAUCGUACUGGAUGUGUCGUUGGAUGUUUAAGAAAACUGCAAAAAUGGUGUUUGUCUUCGGUAUUUGAUGAGUACCAGCUGUUUGCUGCUGCAAAAGCAAGAGUUUCCGAUCAAAGGUUCAUGGAGAGGUUCGAUGUAGCUAGCUUGAAGCAUCUAUCACCACCAUUUUGCCGUUUAAAAGGUUCAGCAGUUGCUUGAAGUGGCUUCCUUACUGCAAAUGAGAAAGGCAGAUAAAUUAUCUGUUUAAGUCCAGUUAUAGGAAGUAAUGCUAUACUAUUUUAUGAUCUGGAAUAUUUGGGUGGUUUGUAAAUCAGGUAGCAGUGAUUGACUGCUUCCUUCCUUUGUAAAACCAGCUCGUAGAUAAUUUUAAGAGCAAUUCCAUUCAAGUGGAGCUCCUUUUUUGAGAUAA